Messenger RNA from Kockovaella imperatae, 1260 nucleotides. RefSeq lists its product as hypothetical. The record is from RefSeq and is a predicted model, not a curated record. The transcript has 5 exons. Gene Ontology annotation, biological process: DNA-templated transcription initiation; RNA polymerase II preinitiation complex assembly. Gene Ontology annotation, cellular component: transcription factor TFIID complex; SAGA complex; SLIK (SAGA-like) complex. The coding region runs from base 64 to 1152 and encodes 362 amino acids. Lineage: Eukaryota; Fungi; Basidiomycota; Tremellomycetes; Tremellales; Cuniculitremaceae. Gene Ontology annotation, molecular function: TBP-class protein binding; DNA binding; protein heterodimerization activity.
GCUCAUGUUGUUAACACUCUAUCACAUUUCACGAACGCACGACCAACGUGGGUGUGACUCACCAUGGCUCGUCCACCUCCCGCCUCUGGCUCUGGUACUUCCACGCCAGCUGGAACGGUCUCAAGCGGUCCGUCACCGGCGCAAACACCAUCCGCCGCAUCUGGCUCAGCUGCCCGACCGCCAGCGAGUAACCAAAGUCGAGGUGAUGGAUUGAUGAAUAUACCAGCGAUGCUCAAUCUUGACAAGGCUGGAAAGCUGGAUAAAGACCAAAUAUCCAAAGUCCGAACGAUGAUUCUUCAACAGGCUCGACCUAUCGUCGCUAUGGCGCUCCACCGAAAUCAACCGAAUCCGCUUUUGGCUCUCCCUCCCCACUUGAAUCCAUCGAUGAGCGCAGAAGGGCAGUCCGCUUUGAUCAACAAGGCGGACUUUGAGAUCCUCAUGGCGAAAGGCGUAGAGGAUUCAAAGAAGAUUGGCGAGAUUAUGCCUAUGUCAGAGAUCAAGAAGUUGUUGGUUUUCACCCAAGAGCAACGGCACAAGAUGCUGCUACAGGAUCCGGUCCUCAAAUUACGGUUCACAAGGUCUCUAACUCAUUACGCUCAGUUCAACAAGGCGAACGCGAGCAACGCUAGCAGCAACCCAGGUAACACCCCCAGCAAUACGAACACGGCACCCAGCUCAACCGCAACACCGGGGUCAAUACCCAGCGUCAAUGCUAGCACGAGCGCCAAUUCCGUUCCCACACCCGUGGCUCCUGUUGUCCCCAUGGUGUCCGGUCCUCCGCCUCUACCGCCCGCCCCUCCUAUCAAGAUGGAGACGGAGGAUGAGAGGCGAAAGCGAAAGUUUACGGAAAUGCUACAGGACGAAGGGGGCGGUAUACACGCCGAAAUGGGUAUCUUUGAUGUGCUCGGCGAUGUGUUGGACAGUUUUAUUGAUUCAGAAGCUCGAAGAGCUAUCAGACUUGCCAAGCAUAGGAAAUCUCCCCGAGUGGAGCUCAAAGACGUAGCGUUCGCUAUUGAUGACUCGUAUGGCAUCAGUGUGCCAGGAUUCAACGCCCAAGUCCGUGAUCGGAUACAUACCGCGCCUGAAGCAGACAAAAAGAGGAGAACGGUGGUCCCGUUGAAGUCUAGAGCUAGCAAGAAGGAUGAGAGCUAAGCUAGGGAGUGUAUGAGGGAGCGUCCCUUUGUAUGUAUAUCCUCCAUUGUUGUAUUCAGACGACUAUUUGUAAGCAUGAUGAUGAGAUAAAGAAGAUAUCGGGUUAAA